AUGCCACUCCGGCUUCGAAAUGUCGCGGUGCCACCCCCUAAGCCGCCCUCCGAAAACCCGACUGAGCUUGAACUUGAACAACUAGUGGUGGACGAUUCGGACGGCGAUGGAGGAGAGAACGACACCUUGACAAAGACAAGCAGCACGAACAGCGCUCUGAACGUCGUCCGAACAAAACUGGCACGCCAUAUGUCGAAUGAGAAUGAAACGCAUCGCCGUUCUCGUGCAUCAGCCGGCCAUAGCCAAGAAGAGGUUGCUCGAAGAGCUGAGCUGAGAAGGUAUCGACAUCAAAGAAUCCAAGAAGAGCUUAAGAGUGAAGAUAACCACGCCGAGUCGAGCAACACUUCUCAUCGCAGCACUUCCUAUCUGUCUCCUCUGAUUGAUGCUGGACAGCCAAUGGUGGGACCCAGGGAUACCAUCGAAUUCACGGUCGCAGACGGACCUCAUUCUAGCGCAGCACCAGCGCUUCCGACGCAAGAGAAUACAGCAAUUAUUGAUAUACCAAAGACAGAGGUAGGCAGCACUACGCAGGAAGAAGGCGGAGAGAUCAAGUAUCCUAGUAUACUUGCAGUGCUUACCGCAGGGGAUAGAGAUCGAGCUCCUCCCUUACGUCCACCAAGCACGCAUAGUAAUAGAUCUCGAAAGAUAGCGGGAUGCUCAUACAACUCACCUCGUCUGGAUCGCGUUUUGGGUACAGAUAACGAGUUCGACAUUCGUCAUGGGGCUCAUGCUUGGGAAGAGCAGUCCACUCUUAGUAUCUGGCUUGCUGCUCAAGGCAUGCGAUCCCGAAGCAGCUUUACACGCGCAACAGACAAUGAGUCAAGCGAUAAGAGUGCUAGGGAUCAAACUUGUUCACACCACCAAAGCUUUGGCGCGAUCGAUAGUGCCGCAGACGCUCCGCUGCCGAUUCAUUGUCAAGGCAGUAAUGACAUGAGGCCCCAAAACCGAGGAGAUUCAUACGAAAGCGCAUCAUUCGCCUCGAACAAGUCAAAUACCCAUACAAUAGGUGGCACUGAUACCAUUUUGCCUGAGAACAAGCCGCUCUCAGGAUCUAAUGUCUUGGAUAUAGCUUCAGCAAAGUUCGUUGAUAACAGUUCCUCCAACUAUCCUUCUGUACUUCCAAGUUUUCAGCCGAGCCCAAAUCGGUCUCGGCCCGACUUCCAUCAUCUCAGCGCUCAAGAUCUAGAAAGCCUUGAGCUGUCACCCUUCAGCUGGCAAGGCGACUUUUCUGUCAUUAAAAGUAUUCGGGCAUCCGAGGGAAAGAGUUCAUAUGCUACAGCUGAAGAUGACAUCUUCUAUUCCGAUAACAAUGCCAGCAGUGCACAAAUUAUUCACCCACCUGCCCAAACUCACACUUCCACCGACGCCACACCUAUUGCCGGCUCUACAGCCGCAAUUUUUCAUCCUCGAGAGACCAAGGCACGGACAAUUGGUACAAAGCUUGGUAAUGCACUGUCACGGAGGAAACCGUCAGCGAGUUUUGGUAGUCGCUCCAAAGAAGAAUUUCACGCGAGUUCUACGGGUACUGGUAGCCGAUCCCUUAUGUCAAUGAUUAACCUUUCAGUCCCGAGGAGAUUCAAACGUGACUCUGGCAGUUUCGGCACGGCGCACAAUAGACAUUGCGUCAAUGAGAGGGAUUCGUCGGCAAUUGUACGAGAGGAUCCGAAUGAUGUACGUUCAGGCAUACCUCCGCAUAUAACUUCUCUAUUUCGCCCAGAGAGAAGCGGCCUGUUAUCAGCCGAUUUAAGCGACGCUACAAUCAAGAACACGUAUAAUCAUCAUCAUCAGACACCGCUCACACAACGGCAUUCAGCUACUUUUGAAACCUCCAGGCUGACUCCUCACUCGGAUGAACUGCCAGACGAGGCCCGGAGCUCCUCUCGCCGAAUUCUUCAACAACUGACGGCCAACAUUCAAGAAGCAUUUUCACCCAGCUCUACACCUAAACCUACUAGACCGCCCGAGUCUCCGAAUCGUCUGGCUAAGGCACCUCCGCACUUGGGCGAUGAGAGAGCUGCCGCCACUGACCCUCGCCAGUCGCAGCUAGAUGGUGGUAGUUCGAUUUCAGACGCUCUCAUUCUGGACUCGGGCACGCGCUUUCAGCCCGCAAAGCUGGUAAAGGCUAUGAGAUCUAGCUUUAGAAAGUUCAUGCCUUCCCAUGACCAUGACAAGCAAGCUCAGCUCUGCCAGCCUUCCAAAAAUAACCAGCAUUAUGAUGAAAAUGAAGAGCACUCGCAAUCCAAGAUAGUGCGGUUGGGCACACCGUCUAUUGAAAGUGACCACCUAAAAUCUGGAGCGAAAGGAACAACUGAAAGUGAUACUGCGACUUCACAUCAGCAAUUGCGUGUUGGUAAGGAGUUGGAAGCGCCUGGAUUGGUAAAGCAGCUCUAUGACGAGAGUGAUGUGGAAAGCAGAUCUAUUGAUACGAUCCAAUCAUCGCAGAGCAAACCAUAUUUAUCAGAAGAAGAAGAAGAAGCAGAGACACCUAGAUCUGCUUCAGUAUCCACAAUCAGGGAGACUCGAGCUCUGCGUCGUUGGAAAUCAAUGUCAGCCGCACCGACGAACCGGGAAUCGUCCCCGAACCGGGUUGGCAGACCCAUAUCACAAUCUCAUAGCUUCAACACUCUCUAA
Messenger RNA from Trichoderma gamsii, 2631 nucleotides. RefSeq lists its product as hypothetical. The record is from RefSeq and is a predicted model, not a curated record. The transcript has 2 exons. NCBI's taxonomy places the organism in Eukaryota, Fungi, Ascomycota, Sordariomycetes, Hypocreales, Hypocreaceae. The coding region runs from base 1 to 2631 and encodes 876 amino acids.